Messenger RNA from Lactuca saligna, 372 nucleotides. The record is from the annotation of a GenBank genome assembly. Lineage: Eukaryota; Viridiplantae; Streptophyta; Magnoliopsida; Asterales; Asteraceae.
AUGGAUUCAACAGAUAACUUUUUGUACGAAGGACUCCACACGUCAGACUUAGACAUACCCAAUGAUAACGAGCUGUUAGCUAUGGAGAUGCAGGUCGAAAUCGAAAACAUGAGAAAUGACUUCAUCGCGGAGCUCGCCGAAGUUAAGCAGCAGAUAGCAGUGAUGCAGAAGAGGUUCACUGUCAGUAUGUGGAUUUUGAUUGUUGGAGUGGGUGAUGUUUUAAGCUGGGUUUAUCGAUCCUCGAAGUACUAUGGGUUCAUGGACCACCGAAAUCGUUUUGUGGAUGUCGUAUUAGAUACUAACGUUAGUUGGGUUUUUCUUGAUUUCGGUGGUAAUGGUGUUAGUGGGUUUAGUAUAUGUACUGUUGGUUAG